UGUUCGUUCUACAGGUUAUUACGGCUGUGUGGCAUUGGUAUACAGGCGCAAAGUUCAUCGCUGCGUCGAUAAUCGAUAACGAGUUUAUUACAUAAUAUGAUUACAUGAAACAAGAAGCAUUAUAAAAACCAAAUACCACCCAACUUUGAAAAGCUAAUACUUGACGAAAUAAUAAGUGUUUAAUGAUAAAAGAAUCUUCCUGUUUACAUAUAAGCUACAUACCUAUAACGGCUAUAACUAACGAAAGUGACUGGACAUACGGAACCUAUAAAGACAUUGAUCGCCAACCAUACCGAAUUGUCAUCGAACACACACCCGACGACACCCAAAUACAACAGCAUGAAGUCCGUUAUCGUCGCAGCGUUGUUCGUAGUGGCUGUGACUGUUGUCGGCGCUUCGUCGGUGCGCGUAAAGAAGGACGUCGGAUCGAAGAACGCCGGGCAAUGCGUGUACGCGGACGUGUCGAAAACCGGUAAGAAGACGAUCGUCUGCGGCGACCCGGCGCCGCCCACGUUGGCCUCCGUCUUGGCCAGUCAACUGCAGAGACAAGCCACAGUCCCAGAAGCUCGAAUCCCGUCGGAAAAAUGUCUUGACCUGCUGCACAAGCCCAAGCCCUCACCCGUGGCCGUGUACGUGCAACCGCAGCAACACGAACAGCCGCACUACGAACAGUUUCACGUGAUGCACCAUCAGGUGCCCCAGGUGCAGUACGUGCAGCAGCCGCAACCGCUGGUGCACUACCAGCCGACGGUCGUUUACCAGAAACCGGUGGCGCACGUGCAACCCUAUAGUUCUCCGUGUUCGCAGUACGGCGGUUACUCGGGCGGCGGCGGUUACUUGGGCGGUGGCGGUUACUUGGGCGGCGGCGGUUACUCGGGUGGAGGUGGUUACUUGGGCGGCGGUGGUUACCGCACGGCCGACGGUGCAUAUCCCAUGGCAGUACUGUCGAGGGCGGUGGGCGAAGCCGACGAAAUUGCGGGUGCCGACGACGUGUACGAAGACGAAAACGCGGCACCGAUGACGCAAAACUACUUGGAACCGAUACCGUACGAAGGCAAUGCGGCAAUGGCCCGCAAAGGGUUCGGUGGUAGUCGCCCGAGAACGGUGGCGAUGCGACCCAUGUUCGUGCCGGCAAUGCUGAGGUCAGCAGAUCCGUACGCAUACGAAGACGGUGCCGGACCGGAAUGGCAACCACAACAGCGGUUCGUGUCGGAACCGGAACUUCAGUUCCCAGGCCAGUUCUCGCCGCAACCGAUGGUAGGCCGGUUUCCGAGCGCCGAGAGAUCUAUGGCGUCGGCAGUUGCGGAGGGUCCGUUUGACAGGCGGCAGUUAGCGUACAGUGGUUACGUGCCCGUCCGGCCUGAGACUAUUAUUUCCACUAUGACGGAUCGGUACAACUACGGCGGGUAUUCAAGGACAGCCGGGCAAGCUGAACAAGAGCAGCAACUGCAACAACUACAGCAACUGCAACAACAACAACAACAGCAACAACAGCAGCAACAACAACAACAACUGCAACAACAGCAACAGCCACCAUUACAACCCCAGCAAGUGACCGGGGCAGAGGUCGACGGGGCGCUGACGGCAGCACCCGCAAAGACCGACCCAAAAGAUUUGAAACUUGCCGAUCGCAAGAAAAACGUGAAAAACUAAACUCCUCGACGGUUAGUCUACAGUUAAUAAUAUUAUAAAAUUGUUUUUCGUGUUAAUAUUUUCUACCCGACGGAAGUCGUACACAGUAUUAUAUCGUGUUCGAUUAGACGUCAGACGUUUGACCGACAGCGGCCAUGACAUUUUUACGAUUUACAUUAUGCUAUGUAAUUCUAACAUUAUUUUUUUCUAUUGUACGCGGAGUUUCAAUACUGUAACCAUGAUGUAGACCAAUUAAAAGAACGUUUCGUGAAAAAAAACAACCAUAAUUAUUAUCAUCGAUGAUUUGUUGAUUUAUUAUUAUAAUAAUUAUUUAUCUAUUAACAUUAAA
Rhopalosiphum maidis (corn leaf aphid) is the source of this 1981-nucleotide messenger RNA. Its product is annotated as probable serine/threonine-protein kinase yakA. The record is from RefSeq and is a predicted model, not a curated record. Bases 340 to 1653 code for a protein of 437 amino acids. Lineage: Eukaryota; Metazoa; Arthropoda; Insecta; Hemiptera; Aphididae. The transcript is spliced from 2 exons.